Rangifer tarandus platyrhynchus (Svalbard reindeer) is the source of this 528-nucleotide messenger RNA. The record is from the annotation of a GenBank genome assembly. Lineage: Eukaryota; Metazoa; Chordata; Mammalia; Artiodactyla; Cervidae.
AUGGGGCGAGGCGGAGGUCAAGAGCGAGGCCCCAGGAAGAUGGGCCGGGCACGUGUGGCCGGCUGGGCGGCAUCCCCAGAGGAGGAAGGCUGUGGCCCUCAGAACCCUCACACCGAACCUUGUCACGUUCGCACUGAGAUCCGGUUCAUCACCAGCUGCGUUUCCAGGGUAUCAGAAUCCCUGAAUGAUGCUGUGAUCUACACGGAUGCAGACAGGAGGAGCGGCACCCUGCGCCUCACCUCCAGUAACAAUGCAGCGGAGCUGUGUACACGGGAAUUGAAGGCGCCAAAGAUCUGUGAGCAGGACACACGCGCUGACGCCAGGACACACGCGCUGACGCCGGUGGACACGGAGCAGUGUAGCGACACCGUGUGGCCAGAGCCGGCCACAGCCCUGCCUCGCCGCCUCUGUGUCAUCACUCAGACAGGAGGGAGGGGGACAGCUGGGCUUCGUAACAGCUGCCAAGACCCCCCUCCUGCACCCACCCAAACUUUCCCCCUUCCUCUGGCUGAGUUUCAUCAUCCCUAG